Messenger RNA from Suillus fuscotomentosus, 765 nucleotides. RefSeq lists its product as uncharacterized. Bases 1 to 765 code for a protein of 254 amino acids. The transcript has 2 exons. The record is from RefSeq and is a predicted model, not a curated record. Lineage: Eukaryota; Fungi; Basidiomycota; Agaricomycetes; Boletales; Suillaceae.
AUGUACAGCCAACUCACCACUCCUCCAAGUUCUAUCGCAACUAGCAAAAGCCCUGAUAACAGUCCUAACUCUUCCAGAUGGCUCAAGAGCAGGCACCUGAGUCCCAAACCAUAUGAGCGCCAACGGGCACCCAUCGGCGACGACAGUGGUUCAUCAGACGAUGAACUCCGUGUGCCUCCGCGCAUCCCCCAUGUAAUAAAGAAUUUAUCUUACUCUGUGAAAUGUGCAAAAUCACAGCUCAAGAAGUCUUGCCCGAACUUGGAUCCGGGAGUUGACCACCAAGAGCCUGAGAGCCAAGAGACCUUGGAGAACGGCCUGAGAUUUAUUUCUAUUCAGAUUGUCACGCAAGCCAUCAUCGCGCAGCAAGCUAAGCGGGAAUGGCAGCACGUCCUUGCCCUGGCAACUGCUUGGGAAGUGGAGGCAGAUGUUCAACACGCUACGUUGUCUCAACUGGUCCUCCAGCAGGAUGCUAUCAGAUAUGCUCGUACCAGCGCGGAGAUCAAAUUCCUCCAAGAUCUUUUGAGCCGAAGGAAUGAGAUGGGGCGCGAAGUUGACAUAGACGCAAAGAAGAAACGUUAUCAGCGUGAAAUAACGGCAUUCCUCACUGCUGAUUCGCAGCUUGAUCAGGCCGAGGGUCUUGCGUGUGACUUGUGUCAGCCCGAGAAUCAUGUGCCUGGUAAUAAUAACACGAUGGAGGGCAAGGCCUUCGAGUGCGAGUUGAAGGACAGGUUGGCCUUGAACUCCGAGCCUGAGUUUGACAACUGA